Messenger RNA from Penicillium brevicompactum, 1290 nucleotides. RefSeq lists its product as uncharacterized. NCBI's taxonomy places the organism in Eukaryota, Fungi, Ascomycota, Eurotiomycetes, Eurotiales, Aspergillaceae. The record is from RefSeq and is a predicted model, not a curated record. The transcript is spliced from 2 exons. The coding region runs from base 1 to 1290 and encodes 429 amino acids.
AUGUCAGGCCGUGACAGGUUCGACAAUAGCCCUUUCUUCCCUAUCCUAGAGGGAAGAAGCAACUGGAAAGAAUGGAAUCAACAUCUUGAAGCAGUGCUCGGUGCACAACACAGCAAUUUACUCGAGGUCAUCACUGGCGUGGAGAAAAGGCCCGAAGACAUAGUUGCUGCAGCUGCAGCGAUUGAAACCAUGAUUAAAGCCAAGCUACCAAUCAGCAAAGAGCCCCAAACUCUCUCUCCUGGUGACUUGCUCGGAGACACCCCUGAUUUUGAAAAGUUACCCCCUUCCGCCGUUUCCUCGCCCGUGUCUGUCGCCAGAGGCAAAAAGCACCAGACAAUUUGGGAGGCAAAGAACAAGAUGGCUUUAGGCUACCUUACCUCAACCAUCCAUGACAGAAUGUCUCAUCAUAUCGUCAAAGGUCGAACUGCACACGAGGUUUACGAGUCUCUUCGCGAGGUCUGUGAAGACAGCAGCUUACUGAGCCCAUGCGUCAAGUCGAUUCGAUGGACUUCCUACAAGUACCAACCAGGUGAAAGCUUUUCCAAUUUCCUUAACAAAUGGCGUUACUACCUAGCCGAGGUUCGAGCAUGUUAUCCUUCCGACCAACAAGUGCCACCAAUUCUUUGCUACCACAUCUUCAUCGGAGCCGUCAGCAACAACCCUGCAUGUGUUCCAUGGCUGAACACGCUCUCUUUGGAUAGGAAGACCUUCCAAGAGCAUGACCUCAUUACCUUGUACACAGAGUUUCUCACAGCCGAAUCCCAUCGCACGGGUCGUGACAUAGACCGACCAAGCAGACCAAGCUCCAGCGGAACGAGUAAUAUGCCACCGUUCUACACUGACAGGGGUGGUCUGCACGAAAGCAAAUAUUCAAGGAAGGAAGAAGAGCCAUGGUGUGCUAUUCACAAACGCCGAGGCCACACCACCAAGGAAUGCUGGAGCAAUCCUAGAAACCCACUCAGCCGCAAAUCGAAUGUUUCCUCGGGUCAGUCGGGGCCCCAAGUGGGUUCCCAAAUCAAGCCCCAGCCACUGAGACCGGCUGUCUCCAACAACGAGAAGCAUUUCCAUGCUUAUCUAUCUGACGAUGGCUCUGACACUAGCCCUACAACCGAGCCACGUCAACCACAACUUACCCCUCUCGAGCAGAGGGCUGUGAACAUGCGCGGUGGCUGGACCAGAUUCAUGGAGGGUUUUGGAUUGAAGACCAACUCUAGCAAGGACAUUUAUGAAGGUCAGCAAAUUGCGACAGCUCUGGUUUCUCGUGGUGUUUCUGAGGAGAGCGACGAUUGA